AACAAAGUAAAUAGCAGCUGUUCCAGAUCAUUUUGUAUUAACGGGACAUUCGCCGACGACGUGACUGCGACGAAGGUUCCGAGAAAACUCCAAGACGCUCCGAGACGCGAAGACACAAGAGAGAAAAAAAUGAAUCGUGAAGACCACUGAUGACGUCACACGGUCCCUUCCACGCGCCCAAUGCAUCCAGGCGAUGCAUUACAUUCCUGUAACAGACGAAAAUCAAAGUAGCAAAAAUUCGGCGCGGCGAAACUGAAACUGAUCCGCAUCCGGUUGCACACCGCCGACAUCCGGUACACGCGCAAGGCUCCCGAGCGCGUGCCGCCGGUCCUGUGGGAUAGCCAGCGCUCGGACGGGAGCAGCGGAACAGCGAGCGAUAUCGGAGUCGGUCGCAGUCAAUUCGUGCGGUGGUUCCUGUGGUGGUAUGGCGGACGCGAGUUCGCCGUGCGGAGCAGUGCGGAGGCAACGCGGUGCGUACACGUCGCGAUAAAGUGUCGCACGCGCGUAUGAUCGAGUGACGCGCGACGUGCGGGUGCACAAGGUUCGCUUACGCGCAAACACCGCGAGUGACUCUCCGUGCGUGUCCCGUGCGUUCACCAUCUAUACCUCCAUUCUCUCUCGCCGCGUCUCUCCGUGUGUGUUUGGGUCUCUCCCUGUUUCGUGCAGGGGAGUAGAGACACGCACCGCGAGACAGCCGAACUGGUACUUGUUCGCGGAGCGAGCCCACGACGAGGCGCCGCUCCGCCACCGGAUCGCACCGAGUAUCGUCGGCCGCGACAAUAACGAGAGCUGACGCGAUGACUUCCGUCCCGGUGUCCCGAAGCGCUGACCCUUCCUUGGUUCGAGAGGUGCACGGCUUGGAAUUGUCGGUAUCAGCUUGACGAAUGAUACCCUGGAAUCUAAUGCAUGAAGUAUCUGCAAAAUUAUAAAUGUGCCUUCAAUGCCCUGACCAUUGAACGAAGAAGUAUCAAAAUGAAUAGGGCAGACAGCGCGGAUGCUGGUAAAGGCUGGCACGAAUGUGCCAGCUGGUUGACCAGAUGCGGCGCGUUACGCGCGGAUCACAAGGCCAACUGGCCGCAGGCAACUGCCUUCGACCUGGCCUACACGUUGCGGGACGGUGUGUUGCUGUGCAAUCUGCUGAACAUUGUGGAUUCGGGAUGCAUAGACAUGAAAGACGUGAACCAGAAGCCGCAGAUGGCGCAGUUCCUCUGCCUGCGUAAUAUAAAAAUAUUCCUGUCGGCGUGUUCAAGUGUUUUCGGCCUCUCUGAUUCGGAUCUAUUCGAGCCGGGUAUGCUGUUCGACCUGUCAAACUUCCAUCGCGUCCUCUGCACACUUUCCGCCUUGUCCAAUUGUUCACGACUGAGGAGAAAGGGCAUACCUGGAUUUUCCGUCGGUCAUGGAAGAUCGCAAGAGGAUAUUUAUAAGGAUUUACAAAGUGCCGGUGCAGGCCGCGAAGAUGAGGGUCGCCGCAGGAGGUUUAGGAGACGAGAGGGCGACGAGACGGUCGGCGGGGGGGAUAAUGAGGAUCCGGUCGGCGAGGAGGACGGAUAUGGAGCUUUUUGCAGUCACGCGCAAAGUGAGGAGAUCUACCAGGACCUCUGUAGUCUGCAUUUACCACCUCCUCCGUCAGUUGCGCAGAGUAGUGCCAUUUCUGGAGGAGAGAAGAGAGAUUACGUGAUCCAGGAGCUUGUGGAGACUGAGCGAAAUUACACAGAAGUUCUCAGUAGUCUCCUUCGACAUUUCGCCCGGCCUCUGUCGUCGUUACUCCGGCCCGAAGAUUCCGCCCGCAUCUUCUUCGGUAUCAAGGAGCUCUCGGAGAUCCAUGUGGGCUUCCACAGUCAGCUACGCAAGGCGCGAGACAGCACCGCGCUCGCCCAAGUCUUCCUCGACUGGCGGGAGAAGUUCCUCAUUUACGGCGAUUACUGCGCAAAUCUUACCCUAGCACAAAAUACUCUGCAGGAAGUCUGCGCGCGUAACGAAGUAAUCAAUCAAGAAGUUAUCAGGUGCCAACAAGAAGCUAACAAUGGUAAAUUUAAGCUGCGCGAUAUACUGUCUGUUCCGAUGCAAAGGGUGCUCAAGUAUCACUUGCUAUUGGAUAAGUUGGUAGAGGAAACUCCUCGCGAGUGGCUAGAGGACUGCUAUGCGUUGGCGAAAGCGAGGGAAGUGAUGGUUGAUGUCGCUCAGUACAUAAAUGAAGUAAAACGCGAUUCCGACACGCUGGACAUCAUAAAGGACAUCCAGGCAUCGAUAAUUGACUGGGAUGUCCCUGAAGAUGCGCAGCUGAAGGAUUUCGGCCGAUUACUUCGUGACGGCGAGCUCAAGGUGAAAGCCCAUGGCGAUCAGCGAAUAAAGGCCCGUUAUGCAUUCAUAUUCGAGCAAGUGGUGUUGAUUUGCAAAGCCGGCAGAGGAGACCAAUACUGUUACCGGGAAACUCUACGAUUAGAUGACUACAGACUGGAAGAUCACAUAAGUCGGCGAACUUUGGGGAGAGAUUCACGUUGGUCCUAUCAGUGGCUACUUGUACAUAAGCAGGCGUACACAGCAUACACUUUAUACGCGAGAACGGAGGAGCAGAAGCAGAUGUGGAUAAAGGCAUUGCAGGAUGCGAUGGAUAAUGUUAAUCCCGCAGCCUGUCGAAAUACCAAUCAUAAAUUCAAGUUAACGACAUUUGACAUUCCUAGGAGCUGUCAACGAUGUGGAAAAUUCCUUAAGGGUCGCAUAUUUCAGGGCUACAAAUGCGAGAUAUGUCGCCUUGCCGUGCACAAACAAUGCAUUGCGCACUCCGGUCGUUGUAUGCCCACGCCGCCGUCGUCGACACCGCCACCGCCGCUACCCUGCGAACGCGCGCUCACCGCGAAACUGUGGUUCGUCGGGGAGAUGGGCAGGGAUGCAGCUACCAACAAACUGGAAUCCCGCGAAGAUGGCACCUACAUGCUGCGCGUUCGUCCAGCUGGACAGCCACGCCUCAAACAUGAAACCAAUUACGCUCUUAGUAUCAAGGCCGAAGGAGCGGUAAAACAUAUCCGAGUGUUCAAACGCUAUAUGGACGGGGCGGAUCUGUAUUAUCUCAGCGAAUCUCGAUUUUUCAAGAGUGUCGUUGAAUUGGUCGAAUACUACGAGCGGGAAUCGCUCGCGGAAAAUUUUGAGAAAUUGGAUCAGCGUCUACUGUGGCCGUAUCGACGUGUCCUGGCCAAGGCAUUGUUCGAUUUUCGGGGCUCCGAUCGCACUCAACUGAGCCUGCGACGCGGUUGUCGAGUCGUGGUGCUGAGCAAGGAAGGUGAUGCCACGGGAUGGUGGAAGGGUAAAAUAGGCGACCAAGUAGGAUUCUUUCCAAAAGAGUAUGUGGAGGAGGAGUAGGACUAUUAAAGAGACGAAUUGUUAUUACAUCGUUGCAUAUAAUAUAUCGGAUUUCGAAAGUUUCCGGUUAGAUGCCUUUUGAUAAUUGAUUAUUGUACAAUUGUGACAAAGUAUCGAUACGAUUCUUUUUACGAAACUGCAUGCUUCUUGUAAAUAAAUUUUUAUGUUUUUUAAAUUAAACGAAUUGGUGAAAAUUUAUGAAAUAUUUUUGUAGGAGAUAGGUAUAACAUUAUUCGAGACAUUUUUUGAGAUCGUGUGACGUUUGUAAUAGAAAUUUUACACUUAGGAAGAGACGUCUGAAUUUUCUGAUAGUGUAAGGUCUAAUUAAUACCUUACAGCAUGAAUAUUAUAUACAGCUGAGGAUAAAAUGUAAAAUAUUACAAUACACAAAGUUAGGUAUACAAAAUUAGGAAUGAUUUAAAUGAUAUAAAUCUUCUUUAAUAACUUUUUUUUUUAAUGGAGAUAUAAAACCGACAUUUUAUACGCAACGACCUAAUUUGUUGACCUUUCGAUGGCCGAUAAACACCGUAGUAAUGAUCUUACGGUGCAAUCAUGAUAAUUCUAUCGACGCAUACCUCAGUAGGAAAAAAAGAUAAAAAGACGACUUUAUUGACGAGGCAUUUUUGCGUUAUUAUUAAAAAAAUACAUAGGUAAAUGUAUGCACAAUUUGCGCGUCGCGUGCGCAACUUUGAUGCUACUGUUCUUUUGUGUUUAACGAGAUCCGAGCGCGUCACAUCGAUGUAUGUCGCUACACUUAGACAAAUAUUUUUAGCCACGUGUAUAGAAUUAUAACGUUAAUAACUGCGUACAUAUAUAUAUAUAUUUUUUUUUAUUGCGACGUGGCAUUCCUGAUUAUCGUUAGGCGAUAAUAUCAUAAAGACUAAAGUUGUUUGUCCGAAAAUGCAUAUGAUUUACGCAUGAAUCUAAGAAAAUGUGUGCAAAAUGUUCGUGAAAAGAUGGGAACUUGAUUAUUUUCUUCAAGAAUUAGAGAUUUUUUUCUUAAAGAAAAUAAAAGGAGAAGAAAUAUUAUACCAAAGAAUUGAAAUUAACGUCUUUAUAGAUGCAUAAUUCUUCACUUCUCAACUUUAACAAGAAGUGAAUUUUUCGCCUAAAAGAUGUGUCUGCUAAUACCCGAUCCCUUUUUUAAUUUUUUAUGGACAUACUGUAUAAUGGCUAUCUAUAUCUUGCCAACAACUUUCUUCUUUAUGAUUAAAUUUCAGAGUCAAUUGCCAGAUAUUAAUUGUAUGUACAUAAUCCUAUCCGUACAAUUAAUAAGAAUAUUUCUAGUUAUAUUUGAAUUGCGAACAAAUUCAUGCACACAAAUUGUAUACAGGGUGUUCGGUAAUUGAAGAAUAAAGAGAGCAAUUUCUCAUGUAAUUAAAAUGAAAUAAGAUCAAGUCUGCAACGUAUAUUUGUAUAAAUUAUACUCGUUUCGCGUUGUUAAUUAAUUAUAUCUCAAGGAUUCAUUAUUUGUUUUGCAAAUGUUCCAAUGUUAUAAUUCUCUAUGAUAUCUAUACAUUUUUCUAUUAAUUAUUGAUGUGUAAUAAUUGACUUUUAUAAUAUUGUAUAUUUAGAUAAAAUGUAAUUAUAUGUAAGUUUCUGAUUAUUGCUUGGAGUAACAAGUUACAAGUCCACGAAAGACAAGCUGCCUAACAAUAUUAAUUUAUUGUAAGCUCAAUUAGUGCCAAUCAAAACUCUGUCCAAGUGGGUAGAAUAGUAACAUAUUUAGAUACUAAGUUCAAAAACCCAAGAAAGCAGUCUACAACAAAUCUUAUUAGCAGCCUGUAAAAUUUGCUCUGAUAUACUGUUAUUCCAAGCAACAAAAUUUAUUGUAGAAAAUUUAUUCGAGAAAGUUGAGAAAUUAUUCUCUUUUUACUAGAUUAUAUUACUGGUUAUCGAGCAACCAUAUAUAAAUACAAAAAUAUAUAUAUAUAUAAUAAAUAUAUAUAUUUAUCUCUCGUAUAUAUUUUUUAUUGUAAGUACGAAAAAAUUAAUUUUACUAUUUUUUUAAUUGUUAGACAUAUUUUUCUGAGUGUGCCAAUAAGAAAUUCUAUCAAUAAAGGAUCUUAUCAAGAUGUUAUACAAA
Molecule: messenger RNA, 5443 nt
Organism: Wasmannia auropunctata (little fire ant)
Lineage: Eukaryota; Metazoa; Arthropoda; Insecta; Hymenoptera; Formicidae
Gene: Vav
Product: protein vav
Exons: 11
Coding region: 907-3357 (816 amino acids)
Biological process (GO): cell migration; regulation of GTPase activity
Cellular component (GO): cytoplasm
Molecular function (GO): guanyl-nucleotide exchange factor activity; protein binding
Source: RefSeq, a predicted model, not a curated record